UAUGUUCUUGUCUAGCUAAAAGGGAGAUGCCUCCAAUUCCAACAUAUACAAACCCUUUAUUUCAGUGGAACUGAACUUAUUAGUCUAAAACUUGGUUGGAAAAGAAAAGAUUGGUCAGUUUAUUCAAUUACCUCAAAAAUGGUAAAGUGUUUUCAGUCUGAAGAGUGACCCUACGUGUCCUGGGUACAGGAUCUUCCACCACUCUGCGGGCACCGAAAGUACACAGAGAGCGAAGUUUACCAUCUGCUGUGCCAAAAUACCUGGCAACCGAUGUGAAAACAACACAAAAAAGCGUUUGUCUUAGCUAUCCUUGAGCUCUGAAGUUUAAUGAAAAUGGUGUGACUUUAUAACCUUGCCAAAAACUGCUACAAUAAAUUAGAUAAUGUCUACAUCUCUUAACACCUCUUUUAAAAUGAACAAAGUCCUGUUUUAGAAAUUAUAGUACAAAUAACUCAAAUUAACUACAUGUAACGGAAUUUCAAGAUCCCCGUUAAAUGGUCAUUUAAGAUUCUUUAGCAGCCAGUUCACGAUGUAACUACUAUUCUUGGAAAGGAAGCUGGCUUGCAGCAAUUGAAAGCUUGCAUGAGUAGCUUUAAAUGCUUGUUAGGAGAAAGAAAAAGUGGUGAAGUAACAAGACUGGCUGUAAGUAGAAAGUAAAGCUGCAAGUUUUAAUUAAGUACCCCCAUAAAAUGUAUUUUAAGUCAACGCAUUCACUCCUAGAAAUCCAACGGGUUUUGAAGUCUUAUUAUAUGCUCUCUUUUGUUCUUCUGAAGACAUUUUAGCUUCAUCUAAGCCACUUCAGAUGAUGUGGGUGGGUGUGAGAGGCUAUUGCGAAUUUGAACAUAAUUGACAAGAAAGGAAGAAAUGGCACUCUUUUGCAGGUAUCCCAUGUCCAUUUUUUAUAAGUAAGGGGAGGGGAUGAUGGAGGAUGGAUUUCAGAGGGCUUGCGAUGGGGAGGCUCAGGAUUGGUGGAUGCUGUUGUUUGGCAUGGCCCCCUGCCAAGCACUUAUGUCUUUAUAUACUGUAAACAGAUGACCAACCAGUCCCGAGUGUGUCUCUACGUUCACCCUCUCUUUCUGGCUCUCUCCAUCUUCUUUUUUUACCUUUCUUCAUCUUUUCUGUAGACCUUUGCUUCAUCUGCACAGCCUCAAGACUUUCUCUUAACAAGACCGGGCAAAAGCAGCAAACACAUCCUCCUCCAUAAAAACUCUUGAGUCACUUUUUCGAGAAACCACCAGUCAAGCCUUCAGCUGUUUGCAGUGUCGGCGUGGGAGAAAGAAACCAUGUCUCAGCAGAUGUUGCACUUGACGUUGGUGUCCAUGUGGCUUUUUGCCGGGUACUUUCUGGCAGAGGCAACAUAUUACAACCACCAUAUGUACAACCGCUACCGUGCAAUCAAUCACAAUGCCAACAUGGACAAUCAGCUUCCUCCAGAGGAGCCUGUGGUGAUGGAACCAGUGGCCCCCCGCCAGGUCAACUUCAGUCGCGUCUUUUAUGGGAUCAUGUUUGAUGCUGGCAGCAGCGGCACCCGUAUCCACAUUUACAAGUUCAUCCAAAAAGACCCAGUUGAGCUUCCAGUGCUUGACAAUGAGAUGUACCAUGCAGUGAAGCCCGGACUGUCAGCAUAUGCAGAUAUGCCUGAAAAGGGUGGAGAAUCCAUUGUGCAGCUGUUGAAGGUAGCAAAAAAGACAAUCCCCAAAGAGCAAUGGAUACAGACACCUGUGGUUCUGAAAGCCACUGCCGGCUUGCGCCUGCUGCCUGAAGAGAAAGCCAAAGCCCUGCUGAAUGAGGUCAAAGAAGUAUUUGACGACUCUCCUUUCUUUGUGCCAAACAACAGUGUCACCAUUAUGAAUGGCAUCAAUGAAGGUGUUUUGGCAUGGGUUACAGUAAACUUCCUCACAGGUCAUUUAUAUUCCAAAACAAAGAGAACUGUUGGGAUCUUGGAUUUGGGUGGAGGUUCAACUCAGAUUACUUUCCUUCCCAGGUUAAAGAAAACUGUGCAGUCAGCUCCUUCAGACUACAUCGCCAAAAUCAACAUGUUCAACAGCACCUAUGAGCUGUAUACUCACAGUUACCUUGGAAAUGGCGUAUUUGCUUCUCGACUGGCAACACUUGGUGCUCUUGGUGCUGACGGUCUCGAGUGGAAAGUUUUCAGAAGUUCCUGUUUACCAAAAAAAUUCAGUGAAGAGUGGAGCUUUGGUGGACUGACCUAUAAAGUCAGCGGAACCCCAGAUGGUUAUGCAGGGUAUAAACUGUGCUACCAAGAGGUGCUGCAGGUGGUGAAAGGGAUUGUGCAUCAGCCAUUUGAGGUCAAAGGAAGCAGCAUCUUCUACGCCUUCUCCUAUUACUACGACAGAGCUGUGGAGUCGGGUCUCAUCGAUGGAUCCCGUGGCGGUACUGUGGAAGUCAGGGACUUCAAAAAGAAAGCCAAAGAAGUGUGCAAUAAGAUGACUAAAUACCGCCCGAUCAGCCCCUACUUAUGCAUGGACAUGACGUACAUCACAUGCCUACUGAAAGACGGAUUUGGCUUCAAGGACAGCACUGUUUUGCAGCUUGCUAAAAAGGUGAAUAAUGUGGAGACAAGCUGGGCUCUCGGCGCCAUAUUUGAUCAUUUCCACAAUUUCAGCAUUCAGUAAAGCUUGCGGUCUCAUGGAAACCAGUAUGAGGUGGAACACAGGGGAGCAGGAGGAAAAUCUCAAGUUAUCAAGCAACCCUUCCUAUUCCUCCUUCCCGUAACUCUAUAGUGAGUUGACAAACCUGCUCUGCACUGCAGUCCUGUAUCACAGCGCUCUCCUCUUUCACCAACUAAACACCCAAAGAACUGUUCGCGAAGAAAUCACUAUAUUUUUGUAAAGCCAGUCUGCUAUUUCUACUGUAUGUUUACAUUUUUUGUCUGUCGCCUCACCUGAGACACUGUCCAAGUUGGCAAGUUCUAAUCUAAAAUUCAUCAAUUUGAAGUAAUUUAUGCAGUUGUGCAGGAUAUUGUGCAGUGGGAUACGUGUAAAAACAUUGCGUUAAGUAGUGUAGCCUCCAUACCCUUUCUGCAGUAAUGGGAUAGUAGUAGUGCUUGCACAAUAGUGUAGUGCUGUUUUAGGUUGUGAUAAAUUAAUUUAGUGCCCAAAUAUCUAGCACGUAACACUUUAACGUAUCUACAACUGUCUAUGUGUGCUUUGGAAAGUUGUUUGGGAUAAGCAACUUAAUUUGUUUGUGACUGGACAGGUUGGGUUAAGAAUCAACCUUGGCUACUUGGCUACUUUGGCUAAAUGGCUACUUUACAUUGCCACAUGAUUGUGGAUUUAUGUAUUAUUAAAUAAUGCAUGUAUUUAUGCAAUAAAUGCUAGGUUUGCAUAGACUCAAGGUGGAACAUCUUUUAGAUGAAGUUCAUUAACUAGGUGCUUAUUUUUUAAACCGAGGUAUAACCAGGUUUUUAACACUGAAUGGCAUGCAGUUGAAUUAAUUUUUACAGCAUCCAUUAUCAAAUUAAAUAGGUGCAAAUGCUUACGUGUUAUAUCCUAUAAAUACUUUGAUAAAUAUAACUACUGGUCAGAUUAUUCGUAGACAUUAGGCAUUCCAUGUUACUGUAGAUUUUUUUAGGUCAACUUGCUAAGAGUGCCUUCAACCUCCUUUAUGUCAAGUUGGGUUGGUUAUUGUGGAUGGCUUGACAUAUAGUUUUGGGGGCUCGUGAUGUGGCAAAGCCUUAAAAAUGUUGCUGUUGUAUCUCUUUACAGAUGUUUGGGUGUAAUUGAGCAGAAUAAAGUCAGACUUUGUGCUAAAUGUGACAAGUGGAUAGAGCGGACAUAUUUAGGAUCAGUGUAAGAAAGAGCCUUUGCUCACAUGGCAGUAUCGUGUCAAAUGUGUUUUGUGAAUUAUUGUACAAAUAUUUAUUACAUGGUACUUGCUGAAAACGCAGUGUGGCAUGUUGCAUUUCUUAAUCCAUUAGCUUCUUUAAAGCAGCUUCAUUGUACAUUUCUAUGUAUUUUUUAAAGACUGUAUAUACAUAUUUUUUUCAUAGUUCAACGCAUGACGUGAGAUGUUUUAUGUAAUGCAUUACCAUUUAAGAGGUAUUUUCUACAGUAAAUGCUAUAAAUAUGCUUUCCAGUUCAGUGUUGUGUAUGAAAUGUUAUUGUACAUGUAUAAAUAAAAAACAUAAGAAAUA
Danio rerio (zebrafish) is the source of this 4156-nucleotide messenger RNA. NCBI's taxonomy places the organism in Eukaryota, Metazoa, Chordata, Actinopteri, Cypriniformes, Danionidae. The record is from RefSeq and is a predicted model, not a curated record.